Messenger RNA from Neltuma alba, 3150 nucleotides. Its product is annotated as receptor-like protein kinase ANXUR1. The coding region runs from base 565 to 3150 and encodes 861 amino acids. Gene Ontology annotation, molecular function: transmembrane receptor protein tyrosine kinase activity; ATP binding. Gene Ontology annotation, biological process: protein phosphorylation. The record is from RefSeq and is a predicted model, not a curated record. The transcript has a single exon. NCBI's taxonomy places the organism in Eukaryota, Viridiplantae, Streptophyta, Magnoliopsida, Fabales, Fabaceae.
UUUAAUUAUAAUAAAAAUACCCGAGACUUGACCAGAUAACUCUGGAAUAGAACUUGUUGUGAGUGAUGACCCUCCACUCCUCCCAAGGCAAGAAUACAAUGGCAUAGAUACUGUUUGAACCGUAAAUGCAAGUAACAACAACAAAAAGGUGUGGGGAACGAAGGAAUGCUAAAUUUAGUGCAACUAUGUUGGAUUCGUUCAAUAGCGAUCUCGGCUCGUCAACAUCGGUUUCCAACUACCUCCCAUUGUGAAACAAUAGAAGUAAAAUGGAGUCCCAAAAUUAGGAUUCAAGAUCAGAGCAAGCAGCAGCAAAAGAAGAGUCCUCGUCCUCGUCCUCAUAACAAACAGAACAAUAAAAAGCAGCGCCAUGUUUCCUAGCCUGGUUUGGUCCGUCCAAUCCAGGUAGGUCAUUUAGAUGGUUGAGUCUGCACAAACAAUUACCCCCUUCCCCUCAGGCGACGCAAAACAUAAACAAGGCCGUUUUGUGGCUGAUUGGGCGUACGGGAAAAAUCCUGCGUCCCUCCCCUUUUUUCCUGUACGCCUCCCAACAUCUCUGGAAUCAUCAUGGCCCACAACAUACGUCUCCUCGUCUUGCUCUCUGUCCUGUGUCUCUCCCCCGUCUUCCAUGCCGUUCUUGUGAGGAGCCAAAGCCCAUCGCCGUUGAUCCUGGGAUGUGGGCUGGCCGAUGGUGGAGCCAAAGACCCAGAUGGAAGGCAGUGGAGCCCCGAUAACAAGUACCUAUCCGGAGGUGAUUCCAGCACGUUCAGAGCCUCCUACCAAGAUCCUUCGCUUUCGUCCGAGGUUCCCUACAUGUCGGCUCGGGUUUUCACGUCCGAGGCCACCUACAAAUUUCCCAUUAGUCCCGACAAACGUUAUUGGCUCAGGCUACACUUUUAUCCCUCCGUCUAUUCCAAUUUCGAUCCUGCCAAUUCAUAUUUCUCGGUCACUGCAAAUGGGAUCACCCUCCUGAGCAAUUUCAGCGCCUCUAUUACAUGCGAAGCCCUCUCGCAAGCUUACAUUGACAGAGAAUAUUCCCUCGCCCCUCUGAACUCAGAUUCCCUUACCCUCACCUUCAAGCCUUCUGACAAGUACCCGGGCUCCUUCGCUUUUGUGAAUGGCAUUCAACUCCUGGAAAUGCCCAACUUGUUUGAUUCGGCCACAGUGGUGGGUGUUGGCCAAAUCAUGGAUGCCAAAAGCUUGCAUUCGCAGACAAUGUUUAGACUGAACGUUGGAGGACAAUACAUAUCCCCAACCCAAGACUCGAAUCUCAGCAGAACGUGGUACGACGACACGCCGUAUCUUUACGGUGCAUCCACGGGUUCGACCUCCGAAGCGGACAAGAGCGUCCAAAUCAACUACCAAACCAUGCCACACUACAUUGCUCCUCCUACCGUCUACUCCACGUCGAGAUAUAUGGGAAACGACAAGGACGUGACGUUGCAAUUUAACCUCACGUGGAUUUUCCAAGUGGAUCCUAAUUCCAUGUAUCUCGUGAGGUUACACUUCUGCGAUUUCACAUAUGACAGAACCAACGAAAUAACCUUCAAUAUAUAUGUGAAUAAUCAAACGGCGCAGUCCGAGGCGGACGUGAUUGCAUGGACAAAUGGGAGAGGUGUGCCAACUUACAAGGACUACGUUGUAUAUGCACUGGAUGGGCCCGGCGCCGACCAACUCUGGCUUGCUCUCCACCCUGCAACUGAGUCGAAGCCUGAAUUCUAUGAUGCGAUUCUAAACGGGGUUGAGAUAUUCAAACUCAACGACACAACCUUGGCCGGACCCAAUCCUCAGCCCUCUGACAUGCUAUUGAAGGCACAGGGGCACCAGCAAAAAUCUUUCCAAAACAAGGAUGAACGUACUCAUCCCGCUAUAAUUGGUGGAGCUGCCGGAGGGGCUGCUUUACUAGCCGCAUUAUGCAUUGCAGUUUACCAGAGGCAAAAGAGGGUCCCAGGGUCAGAGUCACACACAUCAAGCUGGCUUCCACUCUAUGGGCAUACCCAAAAUGCCAGCAAAUCCACGAUUUCUGGGAAGAGCACUGGUGGUGUCACCUUAUCGGCCACGGCUCAAGGUCUUUGCAGGUACUUCUCAUUGCCAGAGAUAAAGCAUGCGACCAAGAAUUUCGAUGAGUCCAAUGUUAUUGGGGUUGGAGGAUUCGGUAAGGUUUACAAAGGUGUGAUUGAUAAUGGGUUUAAAGUGGCAAUCAAGAGGUCCAACCCGCAGUCGGAACAAGGCGUCAAUGAAUUCCAGACUGAGAUUGAGAUGCUUUCCAAGCUUAGGCACAAGCAUUUGGUCUCACUGAUCGGGUUUUGUGAGGAAGACGAUGAAAUGUGCCUGGUCUAUGACUACAUGGCUCGUGGCACUUUAAGGGAACAUAUUUACAAGGGAAACAAACCUGUCAAUGGUCUUUCAUGGAAGCAAAGGUUGGAGAUUUGCAUUGGAGCUGCUAGAGGACUUCACUACCUUCACACCGGGGCUAGGUACACCAUCAUUCAUAGGGAUGUUAAAACAACUAACAUUCUUCUAGAUGAAAACUGGGUUGCCAAGGUUUCAGACUUUGGCCUCUCCAAAACUGGUCCAAACAUGAAUAACGGCCACGUCAGCACAGUGGUAAAGGGUAGCUUUGGAUACUUGGAUCCUGAAUAUUUCAGGAGACAACAAUUGACUGAGAAAUCUGAUGUGUACUCAUUUGGGGUUGUCCUGUUUGAGGUACUCUGUGCAAGGCCUGCUCUGAAUCCUAGCCUUUCCAAGGAACAGGUGAGCCUGGCGGAUUGGGCUCUGCUCAACAAAAGAAAAGGGACCCUAGAGGAUAUAAUAGACCCGAAUCUCAAAGGAAAGAUCCGUCCAGAAAGCUUAAAAAAGUUUGCAGAUACUGCUGAAAAGUGCUUGUCAGAUCAUGGAAUUCAUCGUCCCACAAUGAAUGAUCUGUUGUGGAAUCUUGAACUUGCCCUGCAGCUGCAGGAAAAUCCCGAUGCUUCAAUGAAGUCGUCUUCGCGUACGGAUGAAGGUGAGUUCGAAGAGAUAAGCUUGAAAGGCAACGACGUAGCAACACAUUAUAAGAAUCUGAGCCUUGGGGGCGAGCAGGAGACGAGCAAGGAGUCGAGUGAGAAUUCUAAUGCCAUCUUCUCACAAAUUGUCAAUCCCAAGGGACGAUGA